UUGCUCUUACUUAAUCUGUAAUUAAAUUAGGUAAAUAUGUCAAUGUUUGCCACUACUAUUAUGUGCCUGUCAAUUUCUACCCAUACUCUUCCCCAAAAUACCUUUCUGUAGUGCAUACUUACAAAAAUCAUCAGAAAAUUCAAAAUCUUAUGAAAAUAGAAAAUAAGAAUUAUUCAUAAUUUCAGCAAACAGUACUAACGGCCAUUAACUUAUUUGUGUAUAGCCUUCCAGAUUUUUUUACACAUACGGUUUACAUAUACAACAAACUGUUCAAAAAUUGCUUUUAAAAUAAAAAUAUAUUUAUUGUAUUUUUGAUAUUGGAACAUAUAUUCUUAUAUAGUUUGUAACUGUACAGAAAUAUACAAAGGCAUAAUUGAAAAUACUCUGUGAUUUCCCUAUAACUACAGUUUAUUUCAUGUAUACCUUUAAAGACACUCUAUAUUUUCUUGUAUGGUAAUAUGAUAAUGUGCUCAACUAAUCUCAUGUAAACAGAUAUUUAAUAUAUUUAAAUAACAUUUUAAAAUGCUACAAUGUAUAUACAUUUUAUACAUAAAUAUUUUUGCAUCCUCAUCCGAUUAUUAGGCGAAGUGUCUAGGUUAGGCAUUUCUAAAUAAAGGUGGAAACAUUCAAAAUGCUGAUAUAUAUUUUCAAAUUGCCCUAUGGUUGUAACAAUUCACACUUCAGCUAGCCUGUGAGGGCAUUUUUUAGGGUCCCUGUCAACAAGAAGGUUUACCAUUAUUUUUUCCCCUGCCAAUAUGAUAAGCCAAAAGUAGAAUUUUAUUGUUUUAACUUGAUUUCUUUUUAUUAGUAGUGAAAUUAAUCAUCCUUUUUUAAUGUCUAUUGGCCAUUUGCACUCCUUUUGUAAAAUGCAUGCUCCUGCUCUGUCUUCUUCCCUUCCCCUACUGGAGGUGUUCCUCUUUUCUUUUUGCUUUGUCAGAGUUCUUUAUUAUUCAUUUUUCGUCUUAUACGUGGGAUCGGUUCGAUUCAGGCUUUCACCCUUUUACUGCCUUACAGAUUGCUAAUAUACAUUCUCCAUUGGUCUUUUAAUGUCGUUUACAGAAGCUGACUCUCUACCGCCUCCUUCUCUCCGUCUCACCCUCUCUGCCUCGCCUGCUCUGUACUGUUCUGUUCUCUUCUCUCUCUCCCUUUGUUUCUCUCUCUCCCUUUUUUCUUUUCAGUGCAGAAGUUUUUAAUUUUGACCGAGCCAAAUCUAUCAAUCUAGGCCUGGCGCCGCGUCAGCAGAGGGGGCGGGGAGGCGAGCGCGGAACUGGGGGAGGGGAAGGGGCGGGGAUCAGCAGGCGGAGCGGCUGCCAGAGUUGCUGGGAGUGCGCGCGGUCGGAUCACAAGGCGGCGGCGGAGGAGGCCCAGAGACCGGAGCGCGGGGACCUCAGCCAGCGGCCUACGCCCAGGCCUUUCUCCACCGGAGGACCAGGGAACCGCAGUCUUCAUCACAGAGGUACCGUGCUCCGCGCUCCCCGCCUGACCCGGCCCAGCCCGCUGCGGCGGCGCCUCCUUCCUUCCUCCUUCCCUCGCGCUCUCUCUUUCGCCCGCCCGCGCCUUCCCUGCCCGCCUGCGUCACCGCGGCCGCCAUGGCUGAGAAUGGCGAGAGCAGCGGCCCCCCGCGCCCCUCCCGCGGCCCUGCUGCGGCCCAAGGCUCGGCUGCUGCCCCGGCUGAGCCUAAAAUCAUCAAAGUCACGGUGAAGACUCCCAAAGAGAAAGAGGAGUUCGCGGUGCCCGAGAACAGCUCGGUUCAGCAGUUUAAGGAAGCGAUUUCGAAACGCUUCAAAUCCCAAACCGAUCAGCUAGUGCUGAUUUUUGCCGGAAAAAUCUUAAAAGAUCAAGAUACCUUGAUCCAGCAUGGCAUCCAUGAUGGGCUGACUGUUCACCUUGUCAUCAAAAGCCAGAACCGACCUCAGGGCCAGUCCACGCAGCCUAGCAAUGCCGCGGGAACUAACACUACCUCGGCGUCGACUCCCAGGAGUAACUCCACACCUAUUUCCACAAAUAGCAACCCGUUUGGGUUGGGGAGCCUGGGAGGACUUGCAGGCCUUAGCAGCCUGGGCUUGAGCUCGACCAACUUCUCUGAGCUCCAGAGCCAGAUGCAGCAGCAGCUUAUGGCCAGCCCUGAGAUGAUGAUCCAAAUAAUGGAAAAUCCCUUUGUUCAGAGCAUGCUUUCGAAUCCCGAUCUGAUGAGGCAGCUCAUUAUGGCUAAUCCACAGAUGCAGCAAUUGAUUCAGAGAAACCCAGAAAUCAGUCACCUGCUCAACAACCCAGACAUAAUGAGGCAGACACUCGAAAUUGCCAGGAAUCCAGCCAUGAUGCAAGAGAUGAUGAGAAAUCAAGACCUGGCUCUUAGCAAUCUAGAAAGCAUCCCAGGUGGCUAUAAUGCUUUACGGCGCAUGUACACUGACAUUCAAGAGCCGAUGCUGAAUGCCGCACAAGAGCAGUUUGGGGGUAAUCCAUUUGCCUCCGUGGGGAGUAGUUCCUCCUCUGGGGAAGGUACGCAGCCUUCCCGCACAGAAAAUCGCGAUCCGCUACCCAAUCCAUGGGCACCACCGCCAGCUACCCAGAGUUCUGCAACUACCAGCACGACCACAAGCACUGGUAGUGGGUCUGGCAAUAGUUCCAGCAAUGCUACUGGGAACACCGUUGCUGCCGCUAAUUAUGUCGCCAGCAUCUUUAGUACCCCAGGCAUGCAGAGCCUGCUGCAACAGAUAACUGAAAACCCCCAGCUGAUUCAGAAUAUGCUGUCGGCGCCCUACAUGAGAAGCAUGAUGCAGUCGCUGAGCCAGAAUCCAGAUUUGGCUGCACAGAUGAUGCUGAAUAGCCCGCUGUUUACUGCAAAUCCUCAGCUGCAGGAGCAGAUGCGGCCACAGCUCCCAGCCUUCCUGCAGCAGAUGCAGAAUCCAGACACACUAUCAGCCAUGUCAAACCCAAGAGCAAUGCAGGCUUUAAUGCAGAUCCAGCAGGGGCUACAGACAUUAGCCACUGAAGCACCUGGCCUGAUUCCGAGCUUCACUCCAGGUGUGGGGGUGGGGGUGCUGGGAACCGCUAUAGGCCCUGUAGGCCCAGUCACCCCUAUAGGCCCCAUAGGCCCUAUAGUCCCUUUUACCCCCAUAGGCCCCAUUGGGCCCAUAGGACCCACUGGCCCUGCAGGCCCCCCUGGCUCCACCGGCUCUGGUGGCCCCACGGGGCCUACUGUGUCCAGCGCUGCACCUAGUGAAACCACGAGUCCUACAUCAGAAUCUGGACCCAACCAGCAGUUCAUUCAGCAAAUGGUGCAGGCCCUGGCUGGAGCAAAUGCUCCACAGCUGCCGAAUCCAGAAGUCAGAUUUCAGCAACAACUGGAACAGCUCAACGCAAUGGGGUUCUUAAACCGUGAAGCAAACUUGCAGGCCCUAAUAGCAACAGGAGGCGACAUCAAUGCAGCCAUUGAAAGGCUGCUGGGCUCCCAGCCAUCGUAAUCACAUUUCUGUACCUGGAAAAAAAAUGUAUCUUAUUUUUGAUAAUGGCUCUUAAAUCUUUAAACACACACACAAAAUCGUUCUUUACUUUCAUUUUGAUUCUUUUAAAUCUGUCUAGUUGUAAGUCUAAUAUGAUGCAUUUUAAGAUGGAGUCCCUCCCUCCUACUUCCCUCACUCCCUUUCUCCUUUGCUUAUUUUUCCUACCUUCCCUUCCUCUUGUCUCCCCACUCCCUCCCUCUUUGUUUCCUUCCUUCCUUAUUUCCUUUAGUUUCCUUCCUUAGCCGUUUUGAGUGGUGGGAAUCAAUGCUGUUUCACUCAAAAGUGUUGCAUGCAAACACUUCUCUUUAUUCUGCAUUUAUUGUGAUUUUUGGAAACAGGUAUCAACCUUCACAGUUGGGUGAACAAGUGUUGUCCUACAGAUGUCCAAUUUAUUUGCAUUUUUAAACAUUAGCCUAUGAUAGUAAUUUAAUGUAGAAUGAAGAUAUUAAAAACAGAAGCAAAUUAUUUGAAGCUCUCUAAUUUGUGGUACGAUAUUGCUUAUUGUGACUUUGGCAUGUAUUUUUGCUAGCAAAAUGCUGUAAGAUUUAUACCAUUGAUCUUUUUUGCUAUAUUUGUAUACAGUACAGUAAGCACAAUUGGCACUGUACAUCUAAAAAUAUUACAGUAGAAUCUGAGUGUAAUAUGUGUAACCAAAAUGAGAAAGAAUACAAGAAAUGUUUCUGGAGCUAGUUAUGUCUCACAAUUUUGUAGAAUCUUACAGCAUCUUUGAUAAACUUCUCAGUGAAAAUGUUGGCUAGGCAAGUUCAGUUAAAAUAUAGUAGAAAUGUUUAUCCUGGUAUCUCUAAGUAUACAUUUAAUUGUACAGAAAAUUUACAGUGUAACAUUGUGUCAACAUUUGCAGAUUGACUGUAUAUGACCUUAAUCUUUGUGCAGCCUGAAGGAUCAGUGUAGUAAUGCCAGGAAAGUGCUUUUUACCUAAGACUUCCUUCUCAGCUUCUCCCAUAAAGAGACCCUAAUAUGCAUUUUGAUUUGUAAUUGGAAAUGUAACUUUCACUGAAAGUGUCAUGUGAUGUUUGCAUUACUUUUAACUGCUAUGUAUAAAGGAAAGUGUGUCUUUUGACUUCAUCAGUUAUUUCUCUUGUGCACAGAGAAAAAUGCAUUAAAAAUGACUAAAAAAAAAUAAAAAAUUAAAAAAUGGAUAAA
Messenger RNA from Pan troglodytes (chimpanzee), 4667 nucleotides. It is a transcript of the gene UBQLN2, whose product is annotated as ubiquilin 2. Lineage: Eukaryota; Metazoa; Chordata; Mammalia; Primates; Hominidae. Gene Ontology annotation, cellular component: cytosol. Gene Ontology annotation, molecular function: polyubiquitin modification-dependent protein binding. Gene Ontology annotation, biological process: autophagosome assembly; ERAD pathway; ubiquitin-dependent protein catabolic process. The transcript has a single exon. The coding region runs from base 1590 to 3464 and encodes 624 amino acids. The record is from RefSeq and is a predicted model, not a curated record.